This is a messenger RNA of Aspergillus alliaceus, 1523 nucleotides long. RefSeq lists its product as uncharacterized. The record is from RefSeq and is a predicted model, not a curated record. The transcript has a single exon. Lineage: Eukaryota; Fungi; Ascomycota; Eurotiomycetes; Eurotiales; Aspergillaceae. The coding region runs from base 42 to 1373 and encodes 443 amino acids.
UGAUACCCCGCGCCAGUCCAACUAAAACCAACAGCUCCCAGAUGCCCUCAUCGGAACCGCUCACCUUGCCGGUGCCAUCAUCUGAGCCGACCUGCUACACUAGUAGCCAAUGGCUCGUCAUCUCAGGUUCACCCAUCUUCUGGCCAACCUCCACUGACUACCUCUAUGGCCCAACUGCUGGGCCUGGUGCGUCCGAUGUGAUCUGCGCAGCGCAAUGGAUCCAAUAUGCCGCUCGGUCAGACGGAGUUUCAGGUUUAGGUGCAACGGCCACUUCUACUGUGACUGAAUUGAUCCCCACUAGCACUGGCGCCUGCACUACGCGCACCCACCUAGAGGGCUACGACGAUACACAUAUUGGGCCGGUGACAACCCUAUGCGACGGGUAUCCUCGCGCCCUCGGCCCACGAGAAACUGCAACGAGUUAUUAUCCCGGAGUUGGACCAUGUCAUACGCUCAGCCUUCCACAAACCAUAACUACCAUGUUGUAUAGAGAGCCAUCGGCCUCGCCAACAUGUUCACCUCAGUUCGAAGGUUGCCUCGGAGUCUGGCAGACAUACAGGUCUCUAUCAAGUGAAUACGAAGCAUCCGUGACGUCCUAUAUUCCAGGCGACACCAACAGUCCCAUAGCACCUAAUAACUGCCCAGAUACUGUAACAGAUCGCCCUGAAGAUAACCCCUGCACACAAUGCCAUUUCCUCCCAGGCACAGCAACAAUGUACUACUGGCCCGUGAUAACUGCAAACGGCGACCUUUGCGCGCAGGACGGAACCACAAUCCCCGCUACACCAACGGGCGAAGGUCCCAACACUGCCAUCCUGGAUGAUCACACUCUUGUCUCGCCUAGUGUCUAUAUUUCCUUCACCUCCAUCUAUGCCUGGAGCAACCGCCGCUUCGGCCACCAGUGUGGCCUAAACCACUACAAUAAGAUGAUCUCAGUCCAUCCGACGGCCAUCACCUCCCGCCGUGGACAUCGCAACGCGCGCUACCCCAUCUAUGGAACUGCGUACCCGUUCAAUUUUGCUGAGUUUCUUCCCCAGACUACAGGCAACUACACCCAGUCAUUAAUCCCUUGGCCUCAGUAUCGCGGUGGCUCACAGUGCCCUAUCUACGAUCCUUCUUGUACGAUGGUUCGUGACGACUACGUGCCAUUUAUUAAUAUGCCGGAUGAGGUGACGAAGAUUGAUGCUGACUGGGAGAACUGUAAUCGGAGUUGGUAUAUUCCGGCUGUUACUUUGGUGCCCAUUAUUGACGGGACUGCUAUUGCCCCUACACCCACUGGAGAGCCGGAGGCGGUGCCAACUGAAGCGUUUGCCGCCCCGCAGGGGUUAGUGGCUGCACCGACGCCAAAGCCGACGCCAACUCCGGCGUGGUGAGGAAUUCUUAUAUAAAGUGAGAUGUGGUUGUGUGCUUGGUACGAAAGUUUGAGUAGCUUGAAGUAACAACUAAGACCUAGCGUAUAUGACAUCCACCGCUAAGGGGGCUAUAGGCCUCCAUAGCGGUUCCUAAGGCCUCAUUGGGCCUUG